Molecule: messenger RNA, 1121 nt
Organism: Emiliania huxleyi CCMP1516
Lineage: Eukaryota; Haptophyta; Isochrysidales; Noelaerhabdaceae
Exons: 1
Coding region: 21-1118 (365 amino acids)
Source: RefSeq, a predicted model, not a curated record
CGCACAACCAGCCAUCAGCAAUGGACCUCGAGACCGUGGUCGCGCUCCUCCGCAACGGCUUCUGCGUCGUCAAGUCCCUCGCGUCGCCCGAGCACUGGUCGAUGCAGCCGUACUAUGGCGAGAUCACCGCGCUCGAGUGCGCCAUCGCGCCGCUGCAGGCGGCGGCCGUGGUGUACAACCUCUCAUCGGCGCUUCCCUUCCUCGCUUCGGGCGCCGCGUCGUGGCUCGGCGCGCACGCCGCGCCGAGCGAGGCGCAGUGGGAGCAGGCCAUCCAGCUGGCGGCCAAGCGCGAGGACUCCGCCUCGGCGCUCGCGGUGCAGGUCGCUUGCGCGAAUCUCGCGGCCGAGUCUGCGACGGAGCGCACGACGGCGUGGAUGAUGGUGUCCAAGGUGGCCAUCGGCGCGGCGUUCGUGCUGCUCACGCUCUCGUCGCUCCACCAGCCCUACGACGCCCUGAUCAACUGGGCGCUGCUGCUGCUGCAGUUUGCGCUCCUCCACUGCCUCGCGGUGAUGGCCGACGGGGUGCGCGCGAGCCGGCAGCGCGCGGGCGACGCGUCGCGGCUCGCGGACUCGCUCGAGAGCAAGGGGGGCGACCCGCUCGACGCGCCCGCCGCGGUGCCCCUCCUCCUCGCCGCCACCCACGCCGCCCUCGGCCGCGGCGCCGCCGAGCUGCCCGCCUCGCCGUGGAGAGGGGCGGUGGCGGCGGCGGACCCGUUCGGCGUGGCGGCGGCGGGCGCGCACCUCAAGGCGCUCACGGCGGUCGAGGCCGAGCUCCGCGCCGCCCUCGCCGUCCUCCCCUCCAAGCGGCGGCCCGUCGCCGCCGAGCUGCGGCGCGCGGCGCGCGCGCAGUACGCGCAGGCGGCGGUGGACGCGGCGGUGCUCGCGCUCAACGCGGUCGCCUUCCUCGGGUACGGCGUCUUCCCGGUCACCUUCUUCUGCGCCGACCCGAGCCUCAAGCAGUGGGUCCCCGCCUGGCCCGGCGCCGACGCGGCGCAGUACUGGGGCAACCUGGCGGGCGACGCCGCGUGGACCGUCGAGCCGGCGCUGCUGAUGGCGGCGCCGCUGCUCCUGCCGGCGUCGGGCGCGGCGAGGGCCGCCGCGAAGGAGAAGGAUGCCUAGGCC